CAUCCUUAGCGUUUUUCAACAGCGUGAACGUUGAGUUCGCCAGUGGAUGGUGGGUUCUUUCCCGUUUUUCCCCCCGAUGAAAGGGUCGUCCUCCGUGAAUCCUAAUCUUCUGUUGCUGCAUUUGUUUUUUGUAUAGUCUAAUGGGCAGGAACUUACUUCUGAGGCUUGGUGAGGACGAAGGUUUCCUAGAAAUAAAGCGCUUGAAUGUCAACGAGAGACUAACGUUACAGCGCUUAUUCGCAGUCGAGGAGGGAAUGCCGCUUAUCUUCGCGUCUCUGUUUCUGCUCGUUUCGCUUUAUCAGGAUGAGAUAGAUGUGUGUUUGGAAAGCUAAACUGAGUUGUCAUUUGUUGUAAUAUGUAUUUAGCGAGCCCUAUGCAGCAGUCGUGCUUCGGGAGUGAUGUGUUUUCAGUGUACAGUUAUUACAGGAAGACCGGUGCAUGUGUGUGUGUGUGUCACGGGCAUUACGGGUUUGAUUUUUCAUCUCAAAUGAAACAACAUUUGCAUAGCACAUUCCGGUUUCACCUCAGUCGUUGUUUUAAAUCGCUAUCCGUUGAGCAGUAUGGGCUGAUUCGGUUGGUUUGUGUCAUUUCGGAGCAACGGAGAGUGAAAGCUGAUGCACGGAUUAUAGCGCUGUGUGAUGGGGAUGUUUUCAAAUCAAACAUCUAGGAAGUGGGGGAGGAUAAAGCUCAGGUUAUCAUCUGUCACUGCCGUUGACUUAUGCAUUUCUAUAAAUUAACCGCGUAUUUUAUGUAAGCAAAGGAGAAUAAAGCCCGAACGCCCUUUUGUGUGUGUUUUCACAUGUCGUUUUCGUCUCACAAGAUUCUCUUCUUUACCUUUAGCUGGCUGUGUAGUAAAGCGCGUUCGCGAGACGCGCGCGGGACCUUCGGGUGAAUGAAUUGCGCGUGUGCGCGUGCUCCCCGCCGCGGUGUCGCGUGGCGGCGCUUUGAACGCGUUCGCGCGUGUCGCUGCGGAACCGGAGGGGAGACACAGCGCGCGUGCAGCUCUGACGUCAGAGCGAGAAUUCCCGAGGAGAGGUCCGCAGCCUGCGGGGGGAUGACAUGCAUGUGUCCAGGCAUUUAACAUCAUUGAGGAUUUUAAGACUAGUAGGCUGCCCUCCGCCAAGCCAUGAUGGACAUUCUGUACACAGGCCCUGUCCCGGCAGACCGCGAGUCUCCGAUGACGCGGAGCGAGACGUCCCCCAGCCGUGCCCAGCAUCCCUCCCCUACACAGAAACCCAACACCUGCUGCUUCUGCUGGUGCUGCUGCUGUAGCUGCUCAUGUCUCACUGUUAGGAGUGAAGAUGACAAGCGUGGGCGGAGGAAAGCCCAGGAGACAAAGCUGGAGCCCUUUCCAUGUGAACCUUGCCCCAAACCGACGAUAGAGGAGAUUAAACAGUGGGCGCAGUCUUUCGAUAAGCUGAUGAAGAACCCAGCAGGGCGAAACAAGUUCCGUGAGUUCCUGCGGACGGAGUACAGCGAGGAGAACAUGCUCUUCUGGCUGGCCUGCGAAGACCUGAAGAAGGAGAUCAACAAGAGUGCCAUCGAGGAGAAGACGCGUUUGAUCUACGAAGACUAUAUCUCCAUCCUCUCGCCCAAAGAGGUGAGUCUGGACUCUCGCGUGAGGGAAGUGAUCAACAGGAGGUUGCAGGAUCCCACCCCUCACAUAUUUGAGGAUGCACAGCUGCAGAUCUACACCCUCAUGCACAGAGACUCCUACCCACGAUUCCUCAACUCCUCCGUCUACAGAUCACUGGUGCAGGGGGGGUCACGCUCCUCGUCUGAGUCAUAGACCCCCGACUCCCUCCUCUUUCUUUCUCUCACUCUCGCCACCCAAUUCUCCCCAUUUCCCUCCAUCUCGCUCCAUUGCACAACCACUAGAGGAGAAAGUACUCCUUUUUUGUGUCGUCACAGUUGGAUAACCUUUUUUUUUUGCUUCAUUUUCCUGUAUCAUUUUUGAUACAUAACCUGCACAGACUGAAACUGGAAGACACAGCGUUGAAAAUGCAGUUUUCAUUUUUCAAAACUUCUUUUUUUUUCUCACCAUCAUUCCAAGCGUAUGUGGCAGCAGUAGUAUCAACGACUGAUUUUUACAGCCAUCUUUUUUUUUUUUUCUACUUUUAUUUCCUGAUGUCUCUAGUUGAAGAGAGCUGAGAGGGCCUCUGCAAUAACAUACACUGGAGUGGCCUGACCAAACUGCUCCUCUUUCCUGACCCUUGACCUGUCCACUGUCUCUGUCCUCUGAUUGGCUCCUUGAGGCGGGGGGGUCGAGAGCUGAUUGGCUAAAUAGAGGAAUGGCACUUCUUCAAGGUGCUAAACAAAUAGGUACAAAAAUAUUUACACACUAUUUCGAUCAUAAAUCAAUUUCCAGGCCCAGACAGAUUUUUCCAGCUUUUCUGCACUGAUCUUGAGGGAAAAUCUGCGGAAUGGAUUUAAACACGGUAAAAUGAGAGUACUAAACUCAUAUUUGUAGCUGAUGAAUUUUCAAAUUAGCCAAAAGAUUUACUAAACAGGGAACUAGGAAUUAUGUAAAAGAGGGCAUAAUGGUUUUGUUUGAGAUUUAUGAUUGUACAGAUUUAGUGUGGGCCUGUUGAUUUCAAGCAACUGUUAUAACAAAAACAAAAAAAAAUAUACAAGAGGGGGACUGCCUAUUUUAGAGAUAUUAUAUAAAUCAAACAUACAUGAUAUGAGAGAAUGCCAUGGUCUUAAUUAGACUGGUCACUCAAAUUUUAAUAUUAGUAUUUUUCUUUUUUGAUUUGUUAAACUGUGACUUGAUUUGUUUUUCUUGUACAUAUAUUAAAGAAAAUCUGGAACAUAUGUGACAUACCGAGCAAGCUGUUAGUCCUGAGUGCUCAGUUGCGCUGUAUCUCUCUCUGGCCUCACUGUGUGUGUGUGCGUGUGCGUGCAUGUGUGUGUGUGUGUUAAUGUGGUUGUAUGAUGUGAAAAUCACAAGUCUCUCUAAUGCCUCAGGUACUACAGUUUUGCAAGCUAUUUCUCAGUGUUCCCACCUUUUCUUUAGGCAAAUGCAGAUGACUUUAGUCAUCAUAAAAUCAAAAUUAACUUUAUCGGUCAGUGCACGUUAUUCCACAGAAAAUAUUGUGUCUUUGUAAUUGUAAAAACUUGCUCUGCCUCUAAAAAAGAAUCAUGGCAAAAUUGCAGUAAUUUAAUCCAGAUUUAUAUUGUUGUAAUAAAUGUUACAGCAAUAAUAGCAUUUGAAUUUAACUUUUUUAAGUCAGUUUUUCACAAAAUAUACAUGUUUUAAAGAUAAUAUCUUGGCAUUAACAAAUAAGAAAAGCAUUGCACAGGUUUUAAAGUAUUGUACAGAAAACUUAAAAAAAAGAAGUCAUGAGUCGCUGUACACAGGCAUACUCACUGGUCCAGUACAGUUCAUGUUUCUAUGUUUAAUGCUCAGUGUUGCGCCUGCACUUGUGCUUUAAACUCAUUUUCUUUACAGAUGCCUUCAACAGACUGUGAACCCGCUCGAGAUUUAAAAAAUAAUAGGAAUAUCGGAGAACCGGUUGGACUGAUGUUAACACUGUGUUACCGCUCGAAACGUAUGCCUCAAAACAUAUUUGACUUAAUGUGAAUCUGAAACCAACCAGUACUGUGUGAGUGGGUCCACAAUAGAGAAAUUCUGUUAUGGAGCUGGUCUUUUUAUAUCAGCGCUGAUCUGAAAAACUGCUGUUCAUACUUUCCCUAAACGUUCUCCUUCCUUAAGCAGUUCAUUUAGUUUGAGCAAAAAAACCUUAAUUUCAGAUCUCUCAUUUCACAUUGAAAUGAGGUAAAUCCUCCACAUCCGCUGUGUACUUUCAGGUACUUUCGGGAUUUGGUUCUUUAUAAAAAAAAAA
Molecule: messenger RNA, 3845 nt
Organism: Carassius gibelio (silver crucian carp)
Lineage: Eukaryota; Metazoa; Chordata; Actinopteri; Cypriniformes; Cyprinidae
Gene: rgs19
Product: regulator of G protein signaling 19
Exons: 6
Coding region: 1127-1789 (220 amino acids)
Source: RefSeq, a predicted model, not a curated record